Messenger RNA from Cucurbitaria berberidis CBS 394.84, 894 nucleotides. RefSeq lists its product as uncharacterized. The coding region runs from base 57 to 482 and encodes 141 amino acids. The record is from RefSeq and is a predicted model, not a curated record. The transcript has a single exon. Lineage: Eukaryota; Fungi; Ascomycota; Dothideomycetes; Pleosporales; Cucurbitariaceae.
CGUUGUGCAUCCUGAGGUCGACUUCCCCGGAAAACAUCGUAGACGUGGCGGUAACCAUGACUGAGCGCACUUGGAUGAUGCGGGCGCCUCCGUCCGUCCGAUUGCCGCGGAGAUCGUUACCCGCACAUUCCAGAACGGCGGCGAACAUUCGGCACUAUGCAUCUCACCCUCCCUGCGUCGCACAAAUUUUCUGCGUCGGCAUCUCGGACUGGCAGUUGCUUAUUGUUAGAAUCGUCUUCUUCUGGUCUAUGCAAGAACGAGGGUAUGCGGAUUACCACGCGUUCCUUCUGCUGCUUAUCUCCGUAUCCCUUGCAUAUCCGUUCGCACGAAUCUGCAACAUUGUAUUUCCGAUCGGAUCCGGCAUUGUCACGUUGCAUCGCAUCCUGUUCUUCGCUGGUCGGAGACACGGUCGGUCUGGCGUUGAGGUUCCGAUUUUGCAACUGUACUCUAAUUUUCGCGGGUCUAUUCCGGGGCCAUUGUAAUUUUCGAAUAACGGGUUGGGCAUGAACUUAGCGAUCUACAAGCGGGCGUACGAUAAGAUGAUUUUGACGAAAGAGAAGGUUUUUCUGGAUGUUUGUAUGUGUACCAAAAGCGAUCAUGACGACUAGACGGUACAGCUGGCCAAUGAGCCUGGGUUUCUUGGAAUCAAAUUACAAGAUUUUGUCUAUUUGUUGAUAAUAUCAGCUCGUGUUGAGCAUUUUCUAAUAUCAUAAUAUCUCGAGUUUUCCAUCUUGUCGCUCGAAUACGAUCUGUACAAUGGUCAUGUCAUGUAGAUAGGAUAAUGUUGGAAAACAUGAACAGCAUAAUAUCAGACGUAGAAUAUGGCUCAGAGUGUACCAAGUCGCAUAACUUGACGGUUCACCAUGUUUCUUACACACUAAGCUUGUCAGCACC